Aspergillus welwitschiae is the source of this 594-nucleotide messenger RNA. RefSeq lists its product as uncharacterized. The coding region runs from base 1 to 594 and encodes 197 amino acids. The record is from RefSeq and is a predicted model, not a curated record. The transcript has 2 exons. Lineage: Eukaryota; Fungi; Ascomycota; Eurotiomycetes; Eurotiales; Aspergillaceae.
AUGGAAUAUUCCACCCCCUACCCCAAAAAAUCCCUCUACGCCCCUCCCAUCCGCAUCCUCGUCGACACCCGCAUCCACCUCCUCCCCGGAGACACCAACGAAGACCGCAACUCCUACCUCAUCAACCACAUCUGCCAACUGCACUGGCACACCAGAUCCACUCCCACCAAGUACCGCCGCUACGCCUUCAGCACAGAGCGGUACCCUACGGAGUCGACGCGCUGCCUGUUUCUCGUUGAUUAUGGCCAUACUGCAAGCAAGGAGGAGGAUGAGGAUGUACCGGUGGUGUAUUAUAGCUGGACCGGGGAGAAUUUAACUCCAUUACCCAUCCUCUCCUACGAACCCUGGAUCAUGAAUAAUCUCAAAUACGUGUAUCCGUUUACGCCGACACAGUGGAGGGACUUGAAUAAUCGUGAUCGCGAGCGAGAGAUGCUUUUGUCCAAGGUAGUGUGGGCUAGUAGUAGUGGGGGCGCGAGUGAUGAUGAUUUGAGGUAUUUGAGGGAUAAUGAGGAGGAUUGGGUGUGGUUAAGGGCCAGUAUGGAUCCGGAUGUUUUCGGGGGGUUUUUGUAUGAGGCGAGGGGGAGAAUUUACUGA